UGCUUUCUGAUUAGUGGGUGGAAACUGGAAAAGGUGCAAAUGUGCAAGAAAUAAAGACAACAUAAUCUCAUUCUGCUUUUUGUUAGCCUUCAAUCUAAGAAUAGAAUCAUCACCCAGAGUCAUAAACAGACUUCAAAGGCUUUAUUGUUUGAAUUCGUACAAAAUUCACAGCAUUCUUGUUCUCAAAUGGCCAGCAAUUCAAGGCCUGUCAGCAUCUGUCGGAGGCUCAUCAACUUCAUACUCAGUAAGUUCAUUAGUCGCCCGAGGCCUAGUGAUUCUGAUGAGAUUACAGUUGAAUUCAGGCACACAGAUGGUUCAGAAAACAGGACUCAGAUCGACGAAAGACCCACAGUGCGAAACGGUUUGGAGGAAAAGCAGAAACAGGAAGAUGGUUCGGUCACGUCUGAUCAGAAAUCCGGUGCAGUAGCUCAAGCAAAAGGGAUUCAAGAAGGGGGAAGAUGAGAAAGAGAAAGCCAAGAAAGAAGAAGCUAAUCAGGUGAAGGAUCAGCCCCGUGAAGAUACCAAGCCGAAGCCCCCAAGGCACUGGGGACCUCUUCUCAGUGUGGCCUCCAACAUAAACGAAAAGACCGAAGCAUUCAUCAGCAGCAGGAAGCGAGCAAUGAGAAGAAACUACAGCCUUGAUCCCGAAAGGUCAUGAGUUAUUUAUUUCAUAUUGCAAUUCAAAAGAACAUGAAUACUAUGAACUGCAGAUUUUUCCUGGUCCUCAAAUCAAAAUGUUUCUGUUUAAUAUCGGGAUCGUGUGCAGACCCCUUUUGUAUUAUGGCAUAAAUGUCUCAGUUAAGGCAUCUCUGAUGCUAACAAGUCUUACCUGA
Molecule: messenger RNA, 833 nt
Organism: Sesamum indicum (sesame)
Lineage: Eukaryota; Viridiplantae; Streptophyta; Magnoliopsida; Lamiales; Pedaliaceae
Source: RefSeq, a predicted model, not a curated record